CCCCGAAGCCAGCAAAAGCAAACCCGACACCAAAAAUCCCUCUCCCCCUCAAAAUCUCCAUGACCCAACCACUCUCUCUCAUGCUCAGAUCCCCUCCUAUUUCACUCUAAUCAAUUCUCUCUCUCUCUCUCUCUCUCUCUCUCUUUCUCUCUCUGUGAAUCCCUUUAUAGGCUUUAUUAUACCAACAGCGCGGCUCAUUGCUCAAACCCCUCACCAACUCAAAAUUGCAAUGGCCCUGUUCCAUUCAUUUUCCGGUUUGGCCAUCGUCUUCCUCCAUACCCUCCUGUCCCUUCUUGUCAUUUCACACCAGCAACCCCAGCUCGACCCGGCCGAGCGCGACGCCGUCUACAGGGUCCUCAACUCCGUCAACCCCACCGUCCCCUGGCGCUCACUCUUUCCCGACGACGACCUCUGCUCCUCAGCCCCACACGGCGUCGUUUGCGAAUACUUCUCCGACGGUGACGGCGACGUUUUGUCGUCCGUCCAUAUCACCGAGCUCAGCUUCGGGUACGUCUCGGACUACGCUCCGAACCCGCCUUGCAGUUCGGACUCCACACUCGACCCCUUACUCUUCACCGCCUUCAAGUUCCUCCGCAAGCUCUUCUUUUACAAGUGCUUCACCGACGAAACGCGCCGCGUUUCGCUCCCCGCGGACUCCGUUUCGCCGGGCUUCUCGUCCACUCUCGAGGAGCUGGUCUUCAUUGAUAACCCGGCUCUGGUAGGGCCUCUCAGUGGCUUACUUCGUAAUUAUACGAGCCUGAGAAGGGUAGUUCUGACCGGAAACGGAGUUUACGGUGAAAUCCCAGAUGGGCUCGGCGACGAUUCGGUCGUUCUCCAGGAACUCACGCUCUCGAGAAACCAACUCUCCGGUGGAGUCCUGGCGAACUUAUCCAAGCUGAAGAGCCUGAGGGUUCUUGACCUGAGUCACAACCGCUUUGACGGAUAUCUCCCCGAAGCUUUGGGUAAUCUCACGGAGCUAUUGAAGCUGGACCUGAGCUACAACGGGCUUUCCGGUAAAAUACCAGAGGGUUUAAAGAACCUACAGAGCCUGGAGUUCCUGGACUUGAGCUACAACCGUUUUGGCAACUACGGCCUGCCGUUGUUCCUAGCGGAGAUGCCCAGGCUGAGAGAGGUGCAUUUGAGUGGGAAUCCGCUGGGAGGGGCAAUACCGGAAAUAUGGGAAAAUAUGGGGGGUGUUUUGGGGAUAGGAUUGUCAAACACGGGACUGGUUGGGAAUAUUCCGGCUUCAAUGGGGGUAAACUUGAGAAACCUGCGUUACUUGGGGCUUGACAACAACAGCCUUGAAGGGACUGUGCCAGUGGAGUUUGCGCUCUUGGGGACUGUGAGUGAAAUCAAUUUGGAGAACAACAAUUUGAGCGGAAGACUCCCAUUCUCCGCCAAAUUCUCAGCCAAAAUUGGCGGAAAGCUGAAGCUUGGUGGCAAUCCAGAGCUGUGUGUGGCGGAGCAGUUGGGCUCCGGCAGCUUGGGGAAGUUGAAGGCGUGCACCAACAAACCUGUUAUUCCCAAUGCUGCCCUUUUCAGCGCGGGUUCUAAUCCACUGCUGGUUGUCCCACAUGUGCUCGUGUUUCUCGGAUUUCUUGUUUGUCUUGGGUUGAUUAAUUCUUAGGUUUUAGAAGGUUGAUUAAAGACAGAGAUUAGGGGCUAAUUAACAAAAUGAACAGGUCAACACUGAUUUUGGAGAAAGAAAUUUUGGGUGUGUCAUGCGGUUGAUAUGGGACAGGGAGAAUUAUGUAAUUACGCUACUUUGAAGAGAAUUGCAUAUAGUUUAAUGCUUUAAAUUUA
Alnus glutinosa is the source of this 1803-nucleotide messenger RNA. RefSeq names its product piriformospora indica-insensitive protein 2. The transcript has a single exon. Gene Ontology annotation, cellular component: plasma membrane. Gene Ontology annotation, molecular function: protein binding. Lineage: Eukaryota; Viridiplantae; Streptophyta; Magnoliopsida; Fagales; Betulaceae. Bases 230 to 1627 code for a protein of 465 amino acids. The record is from RefSeq and is a predicted model, not a curated record.